GAGUUUUUGUUUGUUGCUUUUUACGAAACGGCAUUCCGAGGAUUAUCGCAUCGUGUGUUCGUGAUUCGCAGACAGACAGUGAGAGCCAAUGUGAGACACAGAAAGUGGGAAAACACAAACCAUUCAAGAGUGUGCUGUAACCAAGAAACUAAAAUCAGAACCAGAACGAUUAGUGUGAUCAAGCAAUCCAAGUGAUCAAAGCAGUCAAGCAGUCAGAGUGACAGACAGUGUGAGCGAUUGUGUGAGCGUGUGCAGCAGUGUGUGCGGUACGCACGCAUGAGUAGGCUCUGAAUGCCGCUGCUGAUCGAAAGUAUGGUUAAGAUCGAGCCCAGCAUGAUGAACGGCGGUGUCGGUGGCCAAAUGACGACGAUGUUCGGUGUGGCGCGGGCUCCGCUCAAGAGCAGCUUCUCCAUAAACUCCAUUCUGCCGGAAACGAUGAAAUCUUCACCCUCGCAAACCCCAUCGCCCACUCUCCAGUCCUGCCCGUCACCGAUCGGCUCCGAGGAGCAAGAUCACGAUCUGACUGACACGGAAAGUGAUCUCGACGUCACCGGAACACCGCCACCGAUGGAUUGCAGCAGCGGAAAGGACAAAUCGGAUGAGGCGGAAGGUGAGGGUGGUCGUAGUAGUAGCAGCGGAAGCAGCAGCACCUCCAGCCCGGCCAAGGAUGGUAGCGAGAAGAAGGGCAACGAGAAGCCACCGUACAGCUAUAAUGCGCUCAUCAUGAUGGCGAUUCGACAGAGUGCCGAGAAGCGGCUAACGUUGAACGGAAUCUACGAGUACAUUAUGCGUAACUUCCCGUACUACCGGGACAACAAGCAGGGUUGGCAGAACUCGAUCCGCCACAAUCUGAGUCUCAACAAGUGCUUCGUGAAGGUUCCGCGGCAUUAUGAUGAUCCGGGCAAGGGUAACUACUGGAUGUUGGACCCGUCGGCCGAGGAUGUUUUCAUCGGGGGAUCAACUGGGAAGCUGCGACGCCGGUCGACGGCUGCUUCGCGUAGCCGAUUGGCUGCGUUUAAGCGAUCACUCGUUGGUCCGAUGUUCCCGUCGCUUGGGUAUCCCCAAUUUGGACAGUUCCUGUAUCCGUCGCAUGCAGCGCAAGCUCAGACGGCGCUCCUGGCCGCCCAGAUGUACCGCUAUGGACCGUACGCACCAAGUAUGGCACCGAAACCACCGACGAUACCGCUCCCGUUGCCACUCGGUGCCGUCGGCGCUGGGUUCGGGAUGGAUCGGUUACUUGGUGCGGCCGCGGCAGCCGCUAACUCUCCUCCGAUGCACCCGCAAGCCCCACCGUCCUCGAUGGCCAGUCCGGCACAGCAGCAGGCGGAAAUCUACCAAAGACUCCAGUACCACCAGCACCUGCUCCAGCAUCAUGCGGCUGCCCAGCAAGCGGCCGCGGCCGCAGCUGCCCACCAAGCCCAAGCACAUCAUCAGGCGCAAGCGGCCGCUGCUCAUCAUCACCUUCAGCAGCAGCAGCAACAUCACCAGCAACACCAGCAGCAUCACCAGCAGCAACAGUUGAGUCCCACCGGUAGCACCGAUAGUUCCGUGCAUCAUCCUUCCUCUUCACCGCAUCAUCCACACCCGCAACACUCUCCGCUCGGCCAUGCACUUCCGCAGGGCUCACCGACUGGCCACGGUGGUCCACCGACCAUCUUCAAACCGAUCACACUCGUAUCGCGCCAACAGAGCUAGAGAGGAACUCUCUCGUUGGUGGGAACCGUGUGGGAAUUCAUACACAACAAAAAGGCAAACGCCUGACCAGUGAUAGUAGCAUUCGUUAGCAACUUAGGAAGCCAAGUCCCCCCCCUUGCCCUCCAUGUUUUGUGUUUUGUGGUGGAUCAGGACGAAGGAGCAGCCAGUAGCUAGCCAGCUGUUAGUGUUAAUCGCGAAACCGAAGCUGUGACUUAAUGAGCAAACGAAAGAAGGACGCAAUAGUCGGAGUCGAAGGAAGGAGAAAGGGAGUAGGUGCGUGUCUGGGUCGCCUCGAAAGUAUUAGUAAAUUUUAGUUUUGCCUUUACCUGCUCUAAGUCUAAGCAAAUUAGUUGUAGUACAAUGUUUUCGGAGCUUAUCCAGAGACGCGCGUUUUAAGGGUUGCUGUACAUAAUAAGGAGAUUCAGAGAGUGAAGGAUUAAGUUAUAAAAAAGUGAGAAAAUCUGAGCGGGAGCAAAUGGGUGAAGAAAAUGUGAAAAUAU
This is a messenger RNA of Anopheles aquasalis, 2195 nucleotides long. RefSeq names its product fork head domain transcription factor slp2-like. The record is from RefSeq and is a predicted model, not a curated record. Gene Ontology annotation, cellular component: nucleus. Gene Ontology annotation, molecular function: sequence-specific double-stranded DNA binding; DNA-binding transcription factor activity. Gene Ontology annotation, biological process: regulation of transcription by RNA polymerase II. Lineage: Eukaryota; Metazoa; Arthropoda; Insecta; Diptera; Culicidae.